GUGGCAGUGAAGCCUGCGCCGUGGACCAUCAGAGGUGAGAGCGGAGUCCUGCUCUCCGUGCUGUGAGUUUUCCCCGGGCUUGCACUUGCACCAUCCGGCUGUAACCAUGGUCCAAACGUGUUCAGCGUAUGGUUGUAAGAACAGGUACCACAAAGAUAAAGACAUCUCUUUUCACAAGUUUCCACUGGCCCGACCCGAUGUUUGUAACAAAUGGGUGACUGCCAUGAGAAAGACCAACUUCAAACCAACCAAAUACAGCAACAUCUGCUCACAGCACUUUACCAAAGACUGUUUCAAAAGAGAGUGCAACAACAGAGUGCUGAAAGAAAAUGCUGUGCCGUCACUUUUCACGUUCAACCUCAGCAUCAAGUCAGAGUCCCUGGAUCCCUUCCCCACAGAUCUCCACUUCCCUCUGUCUCUCCCUUUAACCACCGACCCACCGGAGGAGGAGGAAGAGGGUGAUCCUUGCAGGAGUUUAGUCGACAUACGCAGUGACACAGCCUCCGUUACUUGUGAUCACAACUACACCGCCGAGGACUCGGCGCAGCAGAAGAAGCAAAUCGAACAGCUGGAGGAGCAAGUGGCGCAUUUAAAAAAGAAGCUGAAGUCUGCACAGCAAAAGUGUCGCAGACAGGAGAGAACGAUCCAGAGGUUGAAGGCGGCCUGUAAGACAAACAUGGCUGACGUGAACGCGCCGGCUACAUUCAGCAAGGGAUACGUCAUACUUCGUUCCUCGGAGUCGGUGGCCAACUUGUGAACUUUUAAAACAAAUUGCUGAGGGAGUUGUUUUAUUUCUUAUUACACAGCAGGUGACCGGAAUAGUGAAUUAAUUUUCACAACAAUUCAAAUUAUUCUUAUUUAGUAUGUGAACUGAGUUUGUUUGCUGUUAUUAGCAAGUGUUGUUACUAUAUAUCUGGCUGCAAACUGGACCCUCACACUUGACUGUACAUGUCAAAGCCUCGAUGCUCAAGUCCACAACAAUUCUUUAGCCAUUAAGUGGCUGUUUUCUUUGCCUUAAAGGAAAAUAAAUUGUUGAAAACACA
Molecule: messenger RNA, 1043 nt
Organism: Synchiropus splendidus (mandarinfish)
Lineage: Eukaryota; Metazoa; Chordata; Actinopteri; Syngnathiformes; Callionymidae
Gene: thap1
Product: THAP domain containing, apoptosis associated protein 1
Exons: 3
Coding region: 107-757 (216 amino acids)
Molecular function (GO): sequence-specific DNA binding
Source: RefSeq, a predicted model, not a curated record